Messenger RNA from Paralichthys olivaceus (Japanese flounder), 2116 nucleotides. RefSeq names its product solute carrier family 35 member A3b (gene slc35a3b). NCBI's taxonomy places the organism in Eukaryota, Metazoa, Chordata, Actinopteri, Pleuronectiformes, Paralichthyidae. Gene Ontology annotation, molecular function: UDP-galactose transmembrane transporter activity. Gene Ontology annotation, cellular component: Golgi membrane. Gene Ontology annotation, biological process: pyrimidine nucleotide-sugar transmembrane transport. The record is from RefSeq and is a predicted model, not a curated record.
UGUUCCUUUAAAUGUGGUUUCACGUGGGGACCACUGGGCCUUGGUGGAGGUGUCUGCUCUACUGAGUGACAUUCUCGCUACUAAGACAGACACUGAUUGUUUUAAAAUCAUUUAGUAAUCAUUACAUGAAUUUGGGUGAGAAAUGAAAUAAAAAGUUUCUCUCUAAGUGCUUUCUCGAACAAUUAGUCAUCUUCUUUUGUCCUCCAGCAGGUGUCGCCAAACCUCUAGAGUGUGUGGUCCAUAUGUGAGGACGGGGUGGGGUGUUGGAGGACGCCUCAGUCUGUAGUUUGUAAAUAAAACCAGCUUUGUGCUCCUCUGUGUCCUGACUCCAUGGGGGUGGGUGAUACCUUGAGAGAGGAGCAGCAGAGGGAGGACGAUCCGGCGACUGACGGUCCUCACCCGCGUCCUCAGCUCAGAUCCACUUCUACAGGAUCCAUUGUCGCCUGCAAAAGUGCACAACAGAGUGGCCCGCAAUGGUCAUGUCCACUGCACACUACCCAAGGCUAAAGUAUGUGUCUCUGGGGGUCCUGGUGUUGCAGACCACGUCACUGGUGCUCACCAUGCGCUACUCCCGCACGCUGAAGGAAGAUGGACCCCGCUACCUGGCCUCCUCUGCCGUGGUGUUGGCUGAGGUGCUCAAGGUCCUCACCUGCAUCCUGCUUGUCUUCAAGGAUUGCAGUUUCAAUGUGCAGUCAAUGACCAAGCUGCUGAAGGAGGAGAUCUUGAACAAGCCCAUGGAGACGAUGAAGUUGGCCAUUCCUGCAGGGAUCUACACGCUGCAGAACAAUCUGCUCUAUGUUGCCUUAUCCAACCUGGACGGAGCCACCUAUCAGGUGACGUACCAGCUGAAGAUCCUCACCACGGCACUAUUCUCUGUCUCCAUGCUGGGAAAGAGGUUGGGCCUCCACCAGUGGCUCUCGCUGCUCCUGCUCAUGGCUGGCAUUGUUCUAGUGCAGUGGCCCACGGAGUCUGGAGGUGCCUCGCAGAAAAAGAACAUGACGGCAGGAUCCCAGUUUGUGGGACUGAUGGCCGUGCUGAUGGCCUGUGUGUCCAGUGGUUUUGCUGGAGUUUACUUUGAAAGAAUCCUCAAGGAGACUAAACAGAGUGUGUGGCUCCGAAACAUUCAGCUGGGUUUGUUCAGCUUUGGGUUUGGCUUCAUAGGAAUGAUUGUAUACGACGGCCAGAGGGUGAGAGAGUCAGGAAUACUUCAGGGCUACAACUCUAUAACCUGCACCGUCGUCAUCUUACAGGCUCUGGGCGGGCUGGUCGUAGCUGUGGUCAUUAAAUAUGCAGACAACAUCCUUAAAGGAUUCGCCACAUCUCUGUCCAUCAUCUUGUCCGCUCUCGUUUCAUAUUUCCUGUUGAUGGACUUCAAUCCCACUGGACUAUUUUACUGGGGGACCAUGCUGGUUAUGGCGGCCACCAUUCUUUACAGCUACCAGCGCAAACCUGCCAGUGUUAGCAUCAUCAAGACAGAGACCUCAAUCAACAGUGCCUAACAGUAAAACACCACCAAGCAUAGAGGGAGUUGAACUCUAUGAGCUGUGAUGUACUUGGAAAAUUAAGGACGUAUUUGGAAAUUAAGGACGCAGGAAACAUGGAGGUGAUCAAACCUGUUACAUUCCAACAACUACAACUGGAGACUGUUGACUAGAUGUGCCCCAUCACUCCUCUUGUACAUAAGAAGGAGCCAAUAGUGUAAAAUACAUUUGCUCUGUAGAUGUAUUUUCCUGAAACAUGUUAUACAUGCAGUGUAAACCAGUAGGAAACACUGAUGAAUCCUUGGCCACAUGAAUGUUUGGGAAUGUUCUGGGGAAAUAUUUCAGUUGUAUAAUGUGAGUAAAAUGAUACUGUAUUUACCAAAAGGGAAAGCUUGUUGAUGAUGCAGCCAUGAAAAAGGGAGAAAUCCUUGACAGAGCUUCCAUCUAGUGGUGGAGUGAAGAGCAAACUUGCUGCAAAGAGGAGGGGUUACCUCUGUUCAAAGAUGCUGAUCGUCCUUUUUUAUAUGAGAUGAAAUGGGAUAUGACUGCUUUGACCUUGCUGCUCACAGUCUGAGUAUUUAUAUCAAUCACACUUAUUUUUUAAAUGCAAAAUAAAACUCUUCAUGUAAAAACAA